AUGGGGGUUGCCAAAAAUUAUCCUUUCAUUAUGGUUGGAGGAUUUGUAGCUGGUAUCAAGGUUGGUUAUGCUAUGAUGAUUACAUCGGUUUACAUGGCUGAAGUUGCUCCUGCUACUCCUCGUGGUUUUCUCAGCUCUUUCUCUAAGGAAGAGUUCUGGAAAAGGCGUGUGAAAGGAUCUUUUUGUCCGACCAACCCCUGCAGUCAGACAUAUCUUAAUAGCUUGUCUCGGUAUCCAUUUCGCUCAGCAAGCCUCCGGGAUCGAUGCAGUCGUCCUUUACUCUCCGACCAUCUUCUUAAAGGCUGGAUUGAAGUCCAAGAAUAA
Eruca vesicaria subsp. sativa (arugula) is the source of this 324-nucleotide messenger RNA. Lineage: Eukaryota; Viridiplantae; Streptophyta; Magnoliopsida; Brassicales; Brassicaceae. The record is from the annotation of a GenBank genome assembly.